Messenger RNA from Vigna angularis (adzuki bean), 682 nucleotides. Its product is annotated as protein DESIGUAL 2. The record is from RefSeq and is a predicted model, not a curated record. The transcript is spliced from 4 exons. Bases 82 to 612 code for a protein of 176 amino acids. NCBI's taxonomy places the organism in Eukaryota, Viridiplantae, Streptophyta, Magnoliopsida, Fabales, Fabaceae.
ACGAUUACACUUAAUAUUACAUAGUUUUUUUGGCAGACAUGUAUCAUUCACUAAUGACAAUUAUGUUUAAAUCAGGGAAUCAUGACCAAAAACUAUGGCUUCCUUAUCUGCAUACUUGUCAUGGUCUUGGAUGUUGUUGCUGGCAUACUUGGAAUUGAGGCAGAAAUAGCUCAAAACAAGGAGAAGCACAUGAAGGUGUGGAUAUUUGAGUGUAGGUACCCAAGCUAUCAUGCUUUCAAGCUAGGUUUGGCAGCUGCCACUCUCUUGGCACUUGCCCAUGUAAUUGCUCACUUGCUUGGUGGCUGCAUCUGUGUUUCGUCCAAACAACAAUAUCGAUUAGCUUCGGCAAACAGGCAAUUAGCAGUGGCUUUUCUCAUUUUCUCUUGGAUUGUGGUAGCUGUUGGGAUGUCGAUGCUGAUCAUAGGCACAUUAGCAAACUCAAGAUCAAGAAAAUCUUGUGCGAUGUUCAGCCGCCGGUUUCUAUCCAUAGGAGGCAUCAUGUGUUUCAUCCAUGGAUUGUUCACUGUUCCCUAUUACGUUUCUGCAACAGCCACCAGAAGGGAGGAAGAAAAGAUGAAAGAAAACGUCAGCCAAAGCGUAAGACGCACUUGAUCAUCUUUUGUUACCAAACCAAAAGCGAUUAUACCUAGUUUUCUACCAAGUGUACAUUUAUUUUAUUUCA